UCUGUUCAGUGAAGUUGAAUUGCAUUGAAUUGAAUCGGCCAUGCUGUGUAAUAUAUUUAAACGCUCGCUUCAAGCGAAUAUAAGGAAUGUGAAUAACUUAAAUGUGCUGCGGUUGAGCAGUUCCAGUGGACCUCGAGGAGAGAUCCAGGACGCACUGGACAUAGAGGCCAAUCUCUUCGGGAAUUCAGAUUUAAGGCAUGAGCCGACAAACACGAGGGAAGCUUUACGCAAGAAUCGAUUUGCCGGUAGAAAACCCAAGGUGCCCAUGGCUGCAGUAGCAUCUCGCAAGCUCUCAGCUCCAGCUACUCCUGCUCCACGAGUGGCUCCAAUUCCCGCACCAAUAAUCAGGGACAAUGAGCUGAAUCUGGAGUUUGUGCGUCUCACCCUGCAGGAUCCACUAACCAGCACCCUACUGACCACAGUGCGUUCCCGCAAGCGCCGUGAUAAGAAGCGGCAGAUCAUCGUCGAGGGUCGCCGUCUCAUCCAGGAAGCCCUGCAAUGUGGUCUCAAAAUGGAAGUACUUCUCUUCUCCCAGAAAGAUCAGUUGGCUCUGGUGAAGGAGGAAGUAGGCGUAGCGCAGCUGGAGACGGGCACCAAGAUUUACAAAGUACCGCAGCACGACCUAAAGACGUGGUCAUCGCUGGUAACUCCUCCCGGUCUAAUGGCUAUCUUCGACAGGCCGUCGGACAAAGGCUUGGAGAAGAACCUGGCGGAGCAACAGCGUCUGGGCUCUCAGCCCUUGCCCAUUACAGUGGUGUGCGACAACAUCAGGGAGCCCAACAACCUGGGCAGCAUCAUCAGGACCUGUGCCGCUCUGCCCUGCAGUCAGGUGGUGGUCACCCACGGCUGCUGCGAUCCCUGGGAAUCAAAGGCGCUGAGAGGAGGCUGUGGUGGUCAGUUUAGAGUUCCAAUUCGGGAUGAUGUAACUUGGGAAGAGCUCGCGCUAACCAUUCCCCCAGAGGCGGCCGACGACUGUCAUGUUUUUAUUGCCGAGAGCAACCAAAGGAAGCGGGAGAACAACCAGACCAUUGACUAUGCAGAUAUCCAGGGUCUGGGAGCCCAUAACUUGCUCAUCAUUGGCGGAGAAAGUCACGGAGUCAGUGAGGAAGCUUACCGUUUCUUAAACUUGGUUGGAGGUAAGGGAAAGUGCAUCUACAUCCCGCUGGCAGCUGGCAUCGAUAGCUUGAAUGUGGCGUCUGCUCUGACGCUGUUGCUUUUCGAAAUGCGACGAAAACUCAACCAGCAGGCAUCAGCCAAAGAAUAAGUUUUGAAUAGCAAACGAUAUAUUUAAAUAUAUUUUCUUGAAUUGUGAAUUUCUGUGACUGAAAAAGUAUAAAUCGCAGUUAAA
This is a messenger RNA of Drosophila mauritiana, 1348 nucleotides long. RefSeq names its product rRNA methyltransferase 3, mitochondrial. Gene Ontology annotation, molecular function: RNA binding; RNA methyltransferase activity. The transcript has 2 exons. The coding region runs from base 41 to 1264 and encodes 407 amino acids. Gene Ontology annotation, biological process: RNA processing. The record is from RefSeq and is a predicted model, not a curated record. NCBI's taxonomy places the organism in Eukaryota, Metazoa, Arthropoda, Insecta, Diptera, Drosophilidae.